AUGUCUUCUUUCCUUUACCGCUGGGCCCUGUUGGCGGCCAGCAUCUGCUCCGUUUACGCUCAAACAUGGACGGAUUGCGACCCCCUCGUCAAGACCUGUCCGCCUAACCAAGCAUUGGGGACGAACACCACCUUCCUCUUCAACAAGACGCUCGACGAUACGGUCUGGAAUGUCACCAACGGCGCCGUCUCGUUCACCUCCGAGGGCACCGAGUUCACCAUCAAGGCCGAACACGAGUCCCCCACCAUGCAGUCGAACUUCUUCAUCUUCUUCGGCAUUGUCGAGUCGCACAUCAAGGUGGCCAAGGGCAAAGGUAUCAUCAGCAGUGUGGUGCUCCAGUCGGACGACCGUGACGAGAUCGACUGGGAAUGGGUGGGUUACAACACCAGCGAGGUGCAAUCCAACUACUUUGGCAAGGGUAACGACACCACCUUCGACCGGGGUGGCACGCACUCGGUGCCCAACGCCGACACCGAAUUCCACAACUACACCACCCACUGGACCGCGGAGAAGCUGGAAUGGUGGAUCGACGGCAAGCUCAUUCGAACCCUCAUGUACAACGACGCCCUGGGCGGCAAGAACUUCCCGCAGACCCCCUGCAACAUCCGGUAUGGUAUCUGGCCCGCCGGUAUCAAGUCGAACAAAGCCGGGGUCAUCGAGUGGGCGGGAGGUCUGGUGGAUUAUACGGCUGGUCCGUAUACCAUGGUGCUGCAGUCCGCCCGCGUGCAUGAUUUCCAUACCGGCAAGCAGUACGAGUACAGCGAUCAUUCCGGGUCAUGGGAGAGCAUCAAAGUCGUCGCGGGUAACUCCACCGUCGCCGACGCGAUCAACAACCCUCCGAAAUCGUUGGCCGAGAAAUGGGCGGACCUGCCUACGGGAGCCAAGGCCGGUGUAUACAUCGGGGCCGCCGCGUUCGGCGCCCUCUGCAUCGCCGGCUUCGUUUUCUUCUUUAUCCAGCAGCGCAAGAAGGGCCGCCUCGAACACGCCCUCGAGGAUACCAAGUGGAACACGGAGCGCACGGAAAUGAGCACCUUCCAGACGGAUUGGAAGCAAAGCGAAUGGAAACACAAGGGUUACCAGCCGGUCAAUUAG
Molecule: messenger RNA, 1092 nt
Organism: Aspergillus clavatus NRRL 1
Lineage: Eukaryota; Fungi; Ascomycota; Eurotiomycetes; Eurotiales; Aspergillaceae
Product: glycoside hydrolase family 16 protein
Exons: 2
Coding region: 1-1092 (363 amino acids)
Biological process (GO): carbohydrate metabolic process; fungal-type cell wall organization
Cellular component (GO): fungal-type cell wall
Molecular function (GO): hydrolase activity, hydrolyzing O-glycosyl compounds; glycosyltransferase activity
Source: RefSeq, a predicted model, not a curated record